Molecule: messenger RNA, 2334 nt
Organism: Pocillopora verrucosa
Lineage: Eukaryota; Metazoa; Cnidaria; Anthozoa; Scleractinia; Pocilloporidae
Source: RefSeq, a predicted model, not a curated record
AUGACGAGCAACAAGAGACGAUUUUUUGGCGGUAAAAUUCAAGAUGGCGGCCCUGCUGGAACUUGUAACUGCCGCAGUUUAUUGUUUACUACUUUUCCUAAACCUGGCUUCCGGUUGGAGAAUCACACGGUUCGAACUAUUGAAGUUGUUAACGAGGAUCUCUGCAUGUUCCAGUGCUACCUGGAACCUAACUGCGUCAGUUAUAACUUCUGUGAGAUAAAACAGUUGUCUGGAAAACAUGAGUGUGAUCUGAAUAACGCGACUAUUGAACAUGAUGAAGACCUGAAUGCUUGUAAGAAAAAUCCUUGCAAGAAUAACGCAACAUGCCAAGCUGGGUUUACAGACAGAGACUAUCAGUGUUUGUGUGUUGAUGGAUCUGGAUUUAAAGGCCAUGAUUGUGAUGAGGGCUUUACAGCUGUUUUUACAAACCUUGGUAAGAGUGGAACAAAGGGUCCAGACUCAGUUGGCAGUCACUACACAGGUCAGGAUCAUGACGGACAAGUUACAGUGUCCAACGGUACUCAACUGUGGACUGUGCCAUACACUGGUGAAUACAGAAUAGAAACAAUAGGAGCCUCAGGGGGGUACAGUGAGGGCAAUGUUAUCAACGGAGGGAGAGCGGCGAGGAUGAUUGGAAACUUUAUGUUGACCAAAGAUGAGAUCAUUCAUAUACUUGUUGGUCAAAGAGGGGAAAGGCAUAAUAAAAAUUCUACCAAAGAAACUGCUUCAGGCGGAGGAGGUACAUUUGUAGUAAGAGACAACAAACCUUUAAUCAUAGCCGGAGGUGGAGGAGGAAUUGCAAAAAUGACAGAACAACAUUCGGGAUGUGAUGCGUCCAUAAACACAUCAGGGAAUGCAGGGUACAACUCCCUAUUCCUGUCAGGAGGAAUGAACGGAGAUGGAGGACAAACUGAUACUGAUAAAGGUGGUGGUGGUGGCGGCGGCUUUUACAGUAAUGGAGAAGACUCAGGGGGUUCUGGUGGAGGGGGAAAGGGAGGUAAAGGAUUUCUAGCCGGGGGAGAGGGGGGAAGACAUUCGGGUGGGUUCGGAGGUGGGGGUGGUUAUCGUGCAGCUAAAGAGUUACCUGGGGGAGGUGGAGGGUACUCUGGGGGAAGUGGAGGUAACUGCCGCAGUUUAUUGUUUGCUACUUUUCCUAAACCUGGCUACCGGUUGGAGAAUCACACGGUUCGAACUAUCGACGUUGUCAACGAGGAUCUCUGCAUGUUCCAAUGCUACCUGGAACCUAAUUGCAUCAGUUAUAACUUCUGUGAGAUAAAACAGCUGUCUGGAAAACAUGAGUGUGAUCUGAAUAACGCGACUAUUGAACAUGAUGAAGACCUGGUGAAAAACGAAAGUUACAUUUACCGCGGAGCAGAGAAUGCUUGUAAGAAAAAUCCUUGCAAGAAUAACGCAACAUGCCAAGCUGGGUUUACAGACAGGGACUAUCAGUGUUUGUGUGUUGAUGGAUCUGGAUUUAAAGGCCACGAUUGUGAUGAGGGAUUUAAAGCUGUUUUUACAAAUCUUGGUAAGAGUGGAACAAAGGGUCCGGACUCAGUUGGCAGUCACUACACAGGUCAGGAUCAUGACGGACAAGUUACAGUGUCCAGCGGUAUUCAACUGUGGACUGUGCCGCACACUGGUGAAUACAGAAUAGAAACAAUAGGAGCCUCAGGGGGGUACAGUGAGGACAGUGUCAUCAACGGAGGGAGAGGGGCGCGGAUGAUUGGAAACUUUAUGUUGACCAAAGAUGAGAUCAUUCGUAUACUUGUUGGUCAAAGAGGGGAAAGACCGAAUUCUAACAAAAAAACUGGCUCAGGCGGAGGAGGUACAUUUGUAGUAAGAGGAGACAACAAGCCUUUGAUCAUAGCCGGAGGUGGAGGAGGAGUUGCUAAAAUGACAGAACAACAUUCAGGAUGUGAUGCGUCCAUAAACACAACAGGAAAUGCAGGGUAUAACUCGCCAUUCCUGUCAGGAGGAAGUAACGGAAAUGGAGGACAAACUGAUAAACCGCACUCUGGCGGUGGCGGCGGCGGCUUUUACAGUAAUGGAGAAGACUCAGAGAUUUCUGGUGGAGGGGGAAAGGGAGGUAAAGGAUUUCUGGCCGGGGGAGAGGGGGGAGCACAUCAGGGUGGUUUCGGAGGUGGGGGUGGUUCUCGUUUUAAUGGUGAGAUACCUGGAGGCGGUGGAGGGUACUCUGGGGGAAGUGGAGGUGCGAAUAAAGAUAUUUCCUGUGGGGGAGGGGGAGGUUCUUUCAACAACGGAACAAAUCAGCAAAAUGAAUGUUGUUAUAAUACUGCUGGACAUGGUAAAGUGAUCAUUACAUUUCUUCAUUGA